ACUGGCACAGGCCACGGCACAGACCCCAUUUCUUCCUCCUUCCCUUCCCGCCGAAGUCCACCCGCUCCGUAUCCUUUCCUGCCAGUGCCACCAUGAGGCUCUACGUCUACGUUUUACAAGCGAGGGACCUGCCGGCGAAGGACUCCUACGUCAAGGUCCAGGUCGGGAGGCACAAGUCCAAGACUUGGACUGUGAAGGGCACCCAGAACCCCGCCUGGAACGAGGAGCUCGUCUUCAGGGUCCAUGAUCUCGACGAGGAAGUUGUGCUCUCUGUUUUCCAUCCCGAAGGUGACGCCGCCAACGGGAUGUUCGGCGGCUCCGGAGAGUUGAUGGGUCGUGCCCGCGUGCCACUUCAGUCCGUGGCUGGCGAGGAUAAGCAGACGCUGCCACCGACUUGGUUCCCCCUCGAGAGGCAUAAAGCAGGGAAAUUUAUAAACAAAGAUUGCGGCAAAAUUCUGGUCACGAUUUCAUUGCGUGGGAAAUGCCACGAUAAUUUGACUGACAACCAUAUGGCUUCUUCUGGGGUCCACAAAAAUGAAGGUGAAGAAAUGGAUCCAUCCUCCAAAGGGACAGGUGCGACCCACAAGACCCACGACGGGAAACAUCUAGUAAAGGCUGUUGCAAAUCGUCUCGAGAAGAUUUUCAGCAAGAACAAUGAAGGUCCCUGGACUGAGGAUUCCUCAGAAGUUUCUGCUGCAACAUCAGAUUACGAGGAUUGUGCCGAGGAAAGCAGUUCCGAUCAUAGCUUUGAAGAAGCGAUGGAGAGGAUGAAAUCGCACAGCAGUGGACAAGAUUUGCCCGAGAAUUUGCAGGGAGGCAUUCUUCUUGAUCGGAUAUUUGCAGUUCCACCUUACGAUCUGAAUGCGGUUCUCUUUGGGCCCGAUUCGCAGUUUAGACGAGACCUGGUGAAUUUGCAGGGAACAACCGAUGUCAAGGAGGGCCCUUGGACUUGGAAAGCAGGAGAAAUAUCACGUUUAACACGGGUUGUUUCAUACACGAGGGCAGCAACAAAGUUGGUUAAGGCAGUCAAAGCAACAGAGGAGCAAACCUACCUGAAAGCAGAUGGAAAUUUUUUUGCUGUAUUGGUAUCUGUGAGCACUCCAGAGGUUCCAUAUGGGAACAUGUUCGAUGUUGAGCUGCUCUACAAGAUAAUGCCGGGGCCUGUGCAAGCUAAUUCAGGAGAAGAAUCUUCACAUCUUCUUGUUUCGUGGGAAGUCCAAUUUCUCCAGUCGACUAUGAUGAGAGGAAUGAUUGAAGGAGGAGUUCGUCAGGGCCUAAAAGAGAGCUUUGAACAAUUUAUGGACCUACUGGCUCAGAAUUUCAAGAUGAUGAAUACCUCCGACUCUUUGCACAAAGAUCAAGUUCUCGCAUCACUGGAAGGUGGACACAAGUCCGAUUGGAAAUCAGCAUUUCAAUACUUUUGCAACUUGACUGUUAUUUUCACCAUUGCAAUGUUUUUCUAUGUCAUUUCUCACAUUGUAAUGUCAAAGCCCAGCGAAUAUCAAGGGUUGGAAUGCUACGGUGUCGAUUUGCCCGACAGUUUUGGAGAGCUUGUUACUUGUGGAAUUUUAGUUCUUCAAUUACAGCGUGUUUAUUACAUGGUCUUGCACUUCGUAAAGGCUAGGCUGCAGAAAGGCGGAGAUCAUGGAUUGAAAGCCCAAGGUGCUGGGUGGAUCCUCACUGUAGCUUUGAUCGAAGGGAUGAACUUAGCAUCUCUAGACUCGACUGGUCUUCCUGACCCAUAUGUGGUCUUAACUUGCAAUGGAAGAAUGAGAACAAGUUCUGUCAAGCUCCAAACAUGUGAUCCACAGUGGAAUGAGGUACUAGAAUUUGAUGCUAUGGAAGAACCGCCGUCGGUGUUAGAUGUGGAGGUUUUUGAUUUUGAUGGCCCGUUUGAUCAGGCAACCUCUCUUGGACACGCAGAGAUAAAUUUCUUGAAGCAUACUGCUACCGAACUGGCUGAUAUGUGGGUCUUUCUCGAGGGGAAGCUCGCUCAGUCUUCUCAGUCUAAGUUGCGUCUGCGGAUCUUUCUGGACAACAAUAACGGGGUCGAGACAAUCAGGGACUAUCUCACAAAGAUGGAAAAGGAAGUCGGAAAGAAGUUGAAUCUACGGUCUCCUCACAGGAACUCAACAUUCCAAAAGAUAUUUGGGUUGCCAGCAGAGGAGUUUCUUAUUAGUGACUUCACGUGUUCACUCAAGAGGAAAUUGCCAUUACAGGGGCGGCUCUUCCUGUCUGCAAGGAUUGUUGGGUUCUAUGCCAAUUUUUUUGGUCAUAAAACCCGGUUUUUCUUCCUGUGGGAGGAUAUUGAGGAAAUCCAAAUUCUUCCAGCGUCCUUGGCUUCAGUUGGAAGUCCCACACUAGUAAUAGUUUUACACAAGGGUCGAGGUCUGGAUGCAAGACACGGUGCAAAGUCUCAGGAUGAGGAAGGCAGGCUUUGCUUCUACUUCCAGUCGUUUGUAUCAUUCAACGUGGCAAGCAGAACAAUUAUGGCCUUGUGGAGGACUCGGACUCUGACUCCAGAACAGAAAGCACAAAUUGCAGAAGAGCAGCAAGAUCAAGAAAACGGCAUAAUUUCAGAUGAUCUUGGGUCCAUUUUGGGCGGUGAAGAUGCACAAAUGUCCAAAAUUUAUGGUUCCGAACUUCCUGUUAGCAUAAGUUCUCUGAUGGAAGUGUUCAGUGGGGGGGAACUGGAGCACAAAGUAAUGGAGAGAUCGGGCUGCCUUAAUUAUGCAACCACUGCUUGGGAGACAGUGAAGCUCGGUGUCUUUGAGAGGUCAGUGUCUUACAAAUUCAAUCGCCAUGUCUCGAUCUUUGGAGGGGAAGUGACCUGCACCCAGCAAAAGACAUCCAAUGAGGAUGGGUGGACCGUGAACGAAGUCAUGGCACUCCACAACGUCCCCUUUGGGGACCACUUUCGGGUACACUUCAGGUAUCAGAUUGUGAAAUCAGUUCUAACUCAUAGUUCCUGCAAGUGCGAUGCGUAUAUGGGUAUUCUAUGGCUCAAGAGCAUCAAGUUCCAGCAGAGGAUAUCUCGGAACGUAACAGAGAAAUUCACCCACAGGCUGAGGGAAAUAUUCGGGCUGGUCGAGAAAGAGAUUCUUUGACAAAUACUUCAGCUUUUAUUAUCGUUCAUGUCAGUUUUUCUUCCCCCCCGCCCCCCCUACUUCCUUGAGAUGCCAAAUUCAAAUUGUACAUUAGCUAGUAAGGAAGCCAUGGCACAUCGAAAGGAAGCCAUGGCACAUCGAAGUUCGCCACGAGAGGUAUGACUAAUGAGGAGUCUCCAAGCAUUGUCAACCAUUCGGGGAGUCCUAUCAUGAGCCUGUUAUCAAAUCCCAUCCUUCUAGGAUGCAAUCGGGCUACGAAGAAGAAGAAGAAGAAGAAGAAGAGGAGCAUGAAAGGAUAAGAGCCCAGUCUCGGAUUUUAUUAUCCCGUAUAUGUCCUCGGCUCACAGCAUUUCUUGUACUGCAAACUGGCCAGAAGAUUGCAGCAAUGAAAACCUUCUGUGAAAUGAAAUGCUAUAUUCCUCUUCUUACUUU
Messenger RNA from Punica granatum (pomegranate), 3539 nucleotides. Lineage: Eukaryota; Viridiplantae; Streptophyta; Magnoliopsida; Myrtales; Lythraceae. The record is from RefSeq and is a predicted model, not a curated record.